AAUUCUAACCCAACUUGUUUGUUUACAUUUUUUAUAUUACUUUUUCAAAUUUCAAAUAUUUUCCGUUUUACAUUAAAAAAAAACAUUCUUUUUAAACCACGUGCUAAUGCUGGAUUAAGCAUUUCAGCUAAUACCUUAAUUUACUGUGAUCAAUCAGAAUCAUGGAGGUUGUUCCCUCUUGUUCUUCAGAUGUAUUCUCAGCAGCACCAUCUGAAACUCUGUUAAAUAGAUUAGGUAAAUGUGAAGUAUGUGACUUCCACAAUGCAAAAUACACAUGUCCAAAAUGUGAGGUGAAAACAUGCUCACUCAGGUGCAACAAAAUCCAUAAACUAGAGGUUGAAUGUGAUGGAAAUAGGGACAAAACCAAAUAUUUGGCCAUCAAUAAGUUUUCAAAUAUGGACUUGGAGAGUGACUAUAGACUUUUGGAAAAUAUCUCGGAGAGUAUGCAAACUAUUAAGAAGAAGUUCGGAAAGAGGAAUGAACAAAAUGUUAUACCACCACACCUAUUUAAACUGCGCAACGCAGCUAAACAAAGAACAACAACCCUCAAAUUCCUCCCAUACAAAUUUGUCAGACACAGAACCAACACCACACAAUUAAACUUCAAAACCAACAUAAUCUCUUGGCACAUCGAGUGGGUAUUUGUAAAUGCUGACAAUCUGCGCAUAUGCGAUUCCCGAGUACCGGAAACCGAAAAACUGGGCACAACUUUAACUAAACAUUUAUUGAAACAAGAAGAUCCGCUCAUGCAAGAAAAAAUGCAAUUUUAUCAAUCGGCCGAUUUGUCCGGGUUACAGCUGUUUUUAAAGGCGGAACAGAAGAGCGGAAAGAAGUUCUUCGAGCUCGAUUACAAUUUGAGUAUUAAGGAGAAUUUAGCUAAAAAGUUGAUCAUCGAAUAUCCAACUAUUCACGUGCUUCUGAAGGAUCAUGGGUGUGGUUAUGAGAUUAUUGAUUCAGAUGAUGAAGAUGGAGACAUACUAGAUGAUAUAAGAACAGGGAAUGAAGUAGUGGAACAAAUUUUAAAUAGGGCAGAGAGUGAUGAUAGUCUUUACAAUUCUCUUAAGAAUCUGCUUUUUAUAAGCGAGUAUUCUGAUGAAGAGAAAAAUUAAUAUAUAUUUUUUUUUUGGAAAUGUUUAUCAAAAGGUUUUUGUGUUGAUUUAAUAUGUUAAGUUUAAAAAUUACAAAAGAGUUUGGGCGAAUUAUAUUAAGCAUAGUUUGGGAGUUUUUAAGAAGAGUUUGAUUAAUUUUUAAAUAAAAUUAUGUUAUUUUGUUUCUAAA
Messenger RNA from Anthonomus grandis grandis, 1278 nucleotides. RefSeq names its product box C/D snoRNA protein 1. The transcript is spliced from 4 exons. Lineage: Eukaryota; Metazoa; Arthropoda; Insecta; Coleoptera; Curculionidae. Gene Ontology annotation, cellular component: pre-snoRNP complex; nucleus. The record is from RefSeq and is a predicted model, not a curated record. Gene Ontology annotation, biological process: maturation of LSU-rRNA from tricistronic rRNA transcript (SSU-rRNA, 5.8S rRNA, LSU-rRNA); box C/D snoRNP assembly; snoRNA localization. Bases 162 to 1109 code for a protein of 315 amino acids.